AACACCGCUCAUUCUAUCAUGUCUCUCCGAUUUUCUAGUGGGUCCAGGCAUAUUCGCUUAUGGUCUGGAACUGGAUCUAUCAGACCAUCCAGUGGAGGCUCGGGCUUUGUGGGCAGCAAUGCGUGUGGCAGCUCUGUUGCUGGAAGUGGAUUUUCCUGUGCCUUGGGAGGGGGCCUGGGCAGUGUUCCUGGGGGGAACCAUGCUAGUGGUGUCCUUGGAAACGCUGCUUGUUCUGGCUUUGCUGGAAGUGAAGGGGGACUUCUGUCUGGAAACGAGAAGGUGACCAUGCAGAAUCUUAAUGACCGCUUGGCGUCCUACCUGGAUAAUGUGCGAGCUCUGGAGGAGGCAAAUGCUGAACUAGAGAGGAAAAUCAAGGGUUGGUAUGAUAAGUAUGGACCAGGAUCUUGCCGUGGACUUGAUCAUGACUAUAGUAGAUACCACCUAAUCAUCGAAGAUCUUAAGAAUAAGAUUAUCUCUUCCACUACUGCUAACGCUAAUGUAAUUCUGCAUAUUGACAAUGCCAGACUGGCUGCUGAUGACUUCCGGCUAAAGUACGAAAAUGAGCUCGCCCUUCACCAAAACACGGAGGCUGACAUCAACGGGCUGCGGCGAGUCCUGGACGAACUCACACUCUGCAGAACCGACCAGGAGCUGCAGUACGAGUCCCUGAGCGAAGAGAUGAGGUACCUCAAGAAGAACCAUGAAGAGGAAAUGAAGGCUCUGCAGUGCGCGGCCGGAGGGAACGUGAACGUGGAGAUGAACGCGGCACCCGGGGUGGACCUCACGGUCCUGCUGAACAACAUGCGGGCCGAGUACGAAGCCCUGGCCGAGCAGAACCGCCGGGACGCGGAGGCCUGGUUCAACGAGAAGAGCGCCACCCUGCAGCAGCAGAUCUCCGACCACGCGGGCGCGGCCACCUCGGCCAGGAACGAGCUGACCGACAUGAAGCGCAGCUUGCAGACCCUGGAGAUCGAGCUGCAGUCCCUCCUGGCAAUGAAACACUCCCUGGAGUGCUCCCUGACCGAGACCGAAGGCAACUACUGUGCGCAGCUCGCCCAGAUCCAGGCUCAGAUCGGGGCCCUGGAGGAGCAGCUGCACCAGGUCAGAACCGAGACGGAGGGCCAGAAGCUGGAGUAUGAGCAGCUCCUCGACAUCAAGGUCCACCUGGAAAAGGAGAUUGAGACCUACUGCCGCCUGAUUGAUGGAGAUGGGAACUCAUGCUCCAAAUCAAAGGGCUUUGGAUCAGGAGCCUCAGGGAAUUCACCUAAAGAAUUAUCCAAAACCACACUGGUAAAGACAGUGGUUGAAGAGAUAGAUCAACGUGGUAAAGUUCUUUCAUCAAGAGUUCACUCCAUUGAAGAAAAGACAUCUAAAAUGACCAGUGGUAAAACAGAGCAAAAGGUUCCGUUCUAGUCGCCAUUGAGAAAAGAACAAUCUGGGAAAAAGGAUCCUGUACAACUGCAUUAUUCUAAAUAUCAAGGAGAAG
Neogale vison (American mink) is the source of this 1486-nucleotide messenger RNA. It is a transcript of the gene KRT28, whose product is annotated as keratin 28. The transcript has 8 exons. The record is from RefSeq and is a predicted model, not a curated record. Bases 19 to 1413 code for a protein of 464 amino acids. Lineage: Eukaryota; Metazoa; Chordata; Mammalia; Carnivora; Mustelidae. Gene Ontology annotation, biological process: hair follicle morphogenesis; intermediate filament organization. Gene Ontology annotation, molecular function: structural molecule activity.